Molecule: messenger RNA, 3741 nt
Organism: Pangasianodon hypophthalmus (striped catfish)
Lineage: Eukaryota; Metazoa; Chordata; Actinopteri; Siluriformes; Pangasiidae
Gene: brap
Product: BRCA1 associated protein
Exons: 12
Coding region: 281-2038 (585 amino acids)
Biological process (GO): Ras protein signal transduction; protein ubiquitination
Cellular component (GO): cytoplasm
Molecular function (GO): nucleic acid binding; ubiquitin protein ligase activity; zinc ion binding
Source: RefSeq, a predicted model, not a curated record
CAAAUCCCCUGACCCGGAAGUGGAUGAUGACAGCUAAUUUUUCUAUUCCUCAAGUUUAGUCAUUAUCUCUUGUUUUCUUAUUCAAAAGCUGUACCUAAUGAUGGAACACUGAAGUCAUGUAUAGUUUAUAUAUCAGUUAGGAAAAGUCAGUUUUACGAAAGCUAGUUGUUGAACAGUAUUUUGACGUUUUGUUUAUGUGUUCGGGAACGAGCUCGCGCUUUGUUUUGCUGUGUGCUAGGUAAAUCUGUAGGGUUUAGCGCGUGAGCUAACAGUUUAACACAUGAGCGUAUCACUUGUAGUGAUCCGUCUGGAGCUCGCGGACCAGUCGCUCAUGCCACAAGGCUUUCAGUACUGUGCUGAUGAGGAGAUGUCUGAAGAGGAGAUGCGAGACAAGGCCCUGGCUUCUGCCAGGGUGACAUUAGGGGGCAAGACGGAGCUCGAGAAGGCCGCCAUCCUCCAUCAGCACAUCGGCAGCCGGGCCAUGGCAGACAUGGUGAUUGAGACUCUGGUGGCGAGCUCAGAGGAGAAAGAGGGCACGCAGUCAACAGAGGAAAGUGGCAGCAGUAAAACGGAGGACAUCGAUGCCACCAAUGUCGCUGAAUCGCCCUCCAAACAGCUUCCAGAUCAGAUCUCUUUCUUCAGUGGCAACCCAUCUGUGGAGAUUAUCCAUGGCAUCAUGCACCUCUACAAGACAAACAAGAUGACGUCGUUGACAGAAGACGUGAGGCGCAGCGCCAUGCUUUGCGUGCUCAGUGUACCCACAACAAUGACCAGCCAUGACCUCAUGAAGUUUGUGGCACCCUUUAAUGACGUCAUGGAGCACAUGAAGAUUAUCCGUGACUCUACGCCCAACCAGUACAUGGUGCUGAUUAAGUUUGCCGCCCAGGCUGAUGCUGACAGCUUCUAUACAACCUGCAAUGGCCGGCAGUUCAACUCCAUCGAGGACGCUGUGUGCCAGCUGGUCUAUGUAGAGAGGGCCGAGGUGAUCAAGUCUGAAGAGGGGGCCAGUUUACCGGUGAUGGACCUGACCGAGCUGCCCAAGUGCACGGUGUGUCUGGAGCGCAUGGACGAGUCGGUGAACGGUGUACUCACCACCCUGUGUAACCACAGCUUCCACAGCCAAUGCCUGCAGCGCUGGGAGGAUGCCUCGUGCCCCGUGUGCAGGUACUGUCAGACCCCAGAGCCUGUGGAGGAGAAUAAGUGCUUUGAGUGCGGCGUGCAAGAGAACUUGUGGAUCUGCCUGAUUUGCGGCCACAUCGGGUGCGGCCGCUAUGUUAGUCGCCAUGCCUACAAGCACUUUGAGGAAACGCAGCACACCUACGCCAUGCAGCUGACCAACCAGAGAGUCUGGGAUUACGCAGGAGAUAACUACGUGCAUCGGCUGGUGGCCAGCAAGACAGACGGCAAAAUGGUGCAGUACGAGUGCGAGGGUGACUCCUGUCAGGAUGAGAAGAUCGACGCACUACAGCUUGAAUAUUCUUAUUUGCUGACCAGCCAACUGGAAUCACAACGCAUCUACUGGGAAAAUAAAAUUGUUCAUCUAGAAAAAGAAACAGCAGAAGAGAUCAACAACAUGAAAGCCAAAUUUAAGGAGACAAUUGAGAAGUGCGACAACUUGGAGCUCAAGCUGAACGAAUUAACCAAAGAGAAACAGACCAUGGAGAAAAAAUGCUCACAGUUGAACAACAAGGUGGCCAAGCUGGGCCAGGAGCUGCGGGAGGAGCAGGAGAUGAACCGAUGUCUACGAGCCAAUCAGCAGCAGCUCCAGGCGAAGCUGCAAGAAGAGGAGGGUCGGGGUAAGGAGGCCACCGCUAACAAGGAUGCCCAGAUUGCCGAGCUCCAGGAGCAGCUGCGUGACGUCAUGUUCUAUCUGGAGACGCAGCAGCAGAUCAGCCGCAUGCCUGCCGAGACACGCCAGGAGAUCCAGGAGGGCCAGAUCAACAUCGCCUCAGCCCCCGCAGCAUCCACGCCAGGACCCUCCACACACAGCUCAGGCAAGACUAGUUCAAGGAAAGGGCGGGCCAAGAGAGGGAAGUAGCCAGUCAGUGGAGUGGGCUGGGGUAAAUGACACAAUAAUGCGAGGCUUAUAAGAAGUGCCACCCUGAGACUACAGACUAAAGCAGCAGCCUGUACAACAUUUAGUCAGUCCACUCACUAGUCCGUAGCACCUCUUGAUAUAAGGUGAGAGGUUGGAGAAGAUGCACUAUAUUAAAGAUAUUGUACAUAUUACACUAUAGGGUGACUUUAGAACAUCUUUAUCUGGUGAGCUCGUGUCUCCGGUGAGGAUUCGCAACACUCUGAGCUGGCAAAUUCAAGUCCAAGUACAAGAACUUUGCACAGCAAUGUGAGCUGCAUAAUUAUGGGAGUAUUACCUAUCCUUGUUUGAUUGUGCACUUCUUAAUAUUUGUUUGUGCCUAGAAAAGACCUAUUUUGUAUUUCUCUAAAUCCGAAAAAGAAAGUAUUAUUAAAUGUAAUCCACUGCGAUCUGACGUGCUGGAAAAAUAUUACACAUAACCUUAUGACUGUUAAAGAUUUAAUGCAAAGUGACACUUCUUUUUGUGAACAUACCUGACACCAAAAAUGACCAGUCAUUAUGCCAUACAACUGCAGUACAGCUCUACCCAGAAACCUACACUGCAAUCUUAACACUUUUAUUAUAAUAAGCCCUGGGAAUGUAGCUGCAUCCAUUAAAGAGACCAUACUGGACUAAAAUGUACUGUUACCAGCUACUAUUGCUAUACUUUUGUUUGUUUGUUUGUUAAUGACGCAUUAUUUAUAAGGACACGCAUAGACUACUCCCAAAUAUGGAGUUACCCAUAGACUUCACCUAGAGAAUAUAUAUUAUAUAUAUAAUUCUAGAGAAUUAUAUCACUGGCUAUAAUUAGUCAUGCCACUUUUCUCCUCUUAAAAGGCUAAAAGGAUUUUGGCCAAUUUUAGCCAAUAGUGGCAAAUAAUCCACUAAUCAUGAGCCAAAAAGUCUUGGAAAAUAUGCUCUCUGCAUAAAACCUUCAUGCAUUGUUUCUUUACUUAUUAGUUAUCGGUAAGUUAAGAUUCUGUACAAACCUUUUUUUCAACCUAGUCGUUUCACACUGCCUUUUCUCUGACACCAUGUAAUUUAAUGCAUAAUGUGUUUUAUUUCUUUGCUUUUUUUUUCUUAUCAUUUUCAUAAUCGGUCUAAGAUUCAUGGAACUGGCACGACUUAUUUAAAUUCCUCCAUCAGAGGGGAACUGAGCAUACAGGUGCAUGGACACACAAAACCUAAACAAUGGUACAUCCCUUUUAAUGCAUGGAAUUUAGGAUAAGAUCUGAUCUUAAUAAUGUUUUAUAAAUGAGUGUCCUGGUUUAUAACACAUACUCCACAGGGAACAUUUAACACUCAAGAAGCCUUUGUGUGCAUCAUUGGAGGAAAUGAGAAAUCCCCAAGCAUAGAUAUAUAUGAAACCUGUCUAUGGAGCAGAUAGGAGCAGGAUCACAGCAGUGCACUUGCAGUUUAUGUCUACAGAUAUUUAGUUCAACAUCCAGCGUUCAGACAAACCUACACACUUCAGCCCUGGUACAUGAUGUAAGCAGUGUUGCUGCUUUAUGUCCUUUGCUUAUGUUCAGAAUUAGUUACAUGUUAAUUAACUAUAAAAAUGCAGUUUAUCAUUAAUCAUAAGUCAUAUUUGGUCAUGUUUAUAUUUCAGAGCCAGAACCUGUUUAAUUACACUUUGCAUAUUAAACAAUAAAAAAAUACUUAAUUCA